GAGUGUAUAUGUUUCGAAACUGACUGCAUGAAAUGAUACAAACAUGAAGACAGAGGGAACAGAAAACUCAAAAAGUGCCUCUGAGAUGCCUGACAAGAUUUUAGGCACAGGAUCACAAAAUGUAGCCCUGAAACGUGAAGUGGGACUUUUUAGCUCAGUAUGUUUGAUUGCAGGUAUAAUGAUUGGUUCUGGAAUCUUCAUGUCACCAGAGUGGGUUUUGUACUAUAUGGGCAGUCCAGGCGCCAGUCUUUUAAUCUGGGCUGCUGGUGGUGUGCUGUCUAUGUUGGGGGGUCUCUGCUAUGUAGAACUUGGGACCACAAUAAAGGAAUCCGGUGGAAAUUACAUCUAUUUGCUUAGAAAUUUUGGGCCACUUCCUGCUUUUCUUUACAUGUAUACCACAUUAAUUUUGACCGGGCCCUCAAAGACAGCAGCUAACGCACUAAGUUUUGCAAAGUAUGUGGCUGCACCAUUUUAUGAAGGUUGUGCUCCACCCCAAGUGGUAGUAAAAUGUGUGGCUGCCAUCUGCAUCUUAGUUGUAACUGCCAUCAACUGCUUUAAUGUGAAACUAGCAACAGGUACUCAGAAUGUCUUUACUGCGGCCAAACUUCUGGCACUAUUUCUCAUUCUUGUUGGCGGAGUGGUUGUGUUAAUACGUGGACAGACAAUGAAUCUUCAGAAUGCCUUUCAAGAUACAGCUGUGGGUUUUGGCCCAGUAGGCCUUGCCUUCUACCAGGCUCUGUGGGCCUAUGAUGGCUGGAAUAUGCUAAACAAUGUGACCGAAGAAGUGAAACGUCCUCAGAAAACCCUUCCCAGAGCCAUACUAAUUGCAAUUCCAGUGGUCACUUUCCUCUAUGUGAUGGUUAAUGUCAGCUACUUUGCUGUAAUGACAACAAAUGAAUUUUUAAAAUCAAAUGCUCCUGCUGUUACUUGGGGGAGUAAAAUUCUGGGUACAUGGAUGUGGUUGAUUCCAGUCUCAGUUGCCAUGUCUACAUUUGGAACAAUAAAUGGUACAACAUUUGCUGCAGGACGUGUAUGGCAUGUGGCAGCAAGAGAAGGUCACCUGCCUGAUAUUUUUUCCAUGGUGCAUGUGCAACGCCUCACUCCAUUCCCUCCGUUGAUUAUUAAAGCAUUUCUAGCUUUGUGCAUGAUUAUACCAGGAGACUUCGUAAGCAUUGUGAAUUACUGCAGUUUUAUGACGUGGCUGGUUAUUGGUGUAUCUACUGCUGGUUUACUGAAGAUAAAGAUUAUAGAACCUAAACAUCCUACCUCAUACAAGGUUCCUAUCAUAGUUCCAGUCAUUUUACUCAUUGCAUCAGUCUAUCUGGUAUUGGCACCGAUCAUUGACAAACCCCAAAUUGAAUAUUUAUAUGCUGUUCUUUGUAUUCUUAGUGGUAUCUUUCUAUAUUUUCCACUGAUACAUUUUAAAUGUCAUCCAAAAUUUCUGUCUAAAAUUACUCUUCAUUUACAGCUUUUUCUGCAAGUUAUUCCUACUGCUAAAAACAUUGACUAGUUAAUCCAAAAACACUCCAUUACAUAUUGUAUUAUAUCUUUACUUGCAACUGCACUUUGAGAAAUUACAAUGUCUACACCACAAUAAGGAAUUAUAUCAGAUGAUUGUAUAAUACAAAUGUCAGCUAUAAUAGCAUAUAAUGUAAUUUCUGG
Molecule: messenger RNA, 1662 nt
Organism: Protopterus annectens (West African lungfish)
Lineage: Eukaryota; Metazoa; Chordata; Ceratodontiformes; Protopteridae
Product: b(0,+)-type amino acid transporter 1-like
Exons: 6
Coding region: 44-1510 (488 amino acids)
Biological process (GO): amino acid transmembrane transport
Cellular component (GO): membrane
Molecular function (GO): L-amino acid transmembrane transporter activity
Source: RefSeq, a predicted model, not a curated record